CGAAUGAACCAAUCGGCUGUGGAAGGCAGAGUUGUCCCUGUGGCCGCCAUUAAAGAAAGGAAUCCAUGAAUUCAAAUGGAAACCAACAGGAACCGAAGCUGAAAUAAUGCUCUAAAUAUCCGCUCCAACACAGCCCAAUGGCUCACAUCGAGAGCUUUUUAAAGGAUCUAUUUCGUUUUUAGAUGAAUUUUGCGAUGGACGACUAAGACAGGUCGUUUGAUUUUUUAAGCAGAGACCGUUUUAGGGCUAAGGGGGAGGGGGAGAGUUGCUUCUUUUGCUCCCCCUUUCUUUUUGUUUUCUCAGUAUUUUUCUGCUUGUUGAAUGAGUUUUUCGUGCGUGCUUUGGACAUGUCUCUGUAAUAACAUCCACUGUGUGUUAUACGCGUUUAGCUCCGGCGGUUGAACUGCCAGCGGACGGUUGUUAAAUGAACUAUCCUCCAGCCAAAUGUUACAACAAAAUAUCUCUCGUUGAUUGAGCCUGCACAUCUUUGAAAACACAAAUCCGACAAUUGUUCUUCUUUAUUUCCCGAUGAAGUGAAAUGAUGGAGAGUUGGAUUUUGCAGUGAAGAAGGAUGAGUUCUUGUUUCGUACCAAACGGGGCCAGCUUGGAGGAUUGCCAUUCCAAUCUAUUCUGUCUGGCUGAUCUGACUGGGAUCAAAUGGAAGCGGUUUGUGUGGACGGGCUCUCCCUCUGCUCCCAUCCUGUUCCCGGUGACGGAGGAGGACCCCAUCCUGUGCAGCUUCAGCCGCUGCCUGAAGGCGGAUGUGCUGAGCGUGUGGAGGCGCUGUCAGAGGCAGGGCAGCAGGGAGCUGUGGCUCUUCUGGUGGGGAGACGACCCCAACUUCAGCGAGCUCAUCCACCACGAGCUGGAAGCUGAGGAUGACGGUCUUUGGGAGAACGGGCUUUCAUACGAAUGCCGCACACUCCUCUUCAAAGCCAUCCACAACUUGCUGGAGCGCUGCCUCAUGAACCGCAGCUUCGUUCGCAUCGGAAAGUGGUUCGUCAAACCCUACGAGAAGGACGAGAAGCCCAUCAACAAGAGCGAGCACCUGUCCUGCGCCUUCACCUUCUUCUUACACGGUGACAGCAACGUGUGCACCAGUGUGGAGAUCAACCAGCACCAGCCGGUCUACCACCUGACCGAAGACCACCUCACCCUGGCACAGCAGGCCUCCAGCCCCUUCCAAGUAAUCCUGAGCCCGUUCGGCCUAAAUGGAACACUCACUGGUCAGUCGUUCAAGAUGUCAGACCCUCCCACCAAGAGGCUCAUCGAGGAAUGGAACCAAUUCUAUCCCAUCAGCCCUGGGGCUAAGGAGGGUGCGUCUGAAGACAAGAUGGAGGACAUGGACUGGGAGGACGACUCUUUAGCCUCAGUGGAAGUCCUCGUCGGUGGUGUGCGGAUGGUGUACCCGGCCUGUUUGGUGCUGGUGCCUCAGUCAGACCUCCCUGUUAUUGCCCCUGUGGGGUCCUCCCACUGCACUGCCGUCUACACGGGUGCCCACCAAGUGCCUGCUUCCCACAGAGAGCCUGCUAUGUCUUUGGUAACACUCACCCCUCCCACUUCUCCGGAAGAGACACCACCAGCUGAGUCUUUCACAGCUCAAAAGUGGGUCAAAAUGACUUCAUCAGCAGACGUCUUCAGUGUGGACAGAACAAACCAUCAUGGAGGCAAGAUUCCUCGCCGGCUCUCCCACCAGGUGGUGAAACGAGUUUGGCAAGAGUGCAAUAUCAACCGAGCACAGAACAAGCGUAAGUACUCAGCUGCCACCAACGGUACCUGUGAGGAGGAGCUGGCGGAGAAACUGGGAGUGUGGGAUUUUGUGGAGCCUUCAAAGCGGUCGCACUGCAGCUGUUCUAGACAUAAAUCGGUGAAGCAGCGAACAGGCAGCACCCCGGGUCUACCACAGUUGCCGGGACAACCUUUACAAACUCCCACGAAGCACAAAGCAGGGGGAGACAAGCCCGAGAAAGGCGACAAACAGCAAAAAAGGCCACAGACACCUUUUCAUCAUCGCAGUUUGACCUGUGAAGAGACGUCGAUAGAGAGCGAGGCCACUGCCAACCAGAGGCUAGCACUACGCAGCCAGGAUGGAGGGAGAUUCACAAAUAUUCGCUCUGCAGAUGUGUCCAGCAUUCAAAAAGCCCCUCAGCUUCACAGUGGGCCGUCGGAACAGGCCAACUCCCCUCCGCCCCCACCUUUAAGCCCCCACCCAUGUGAACCAAGCGAGGAGUCUGGAGAAGGCACCAAGAACCCCUCAACCCCCAACAGUCAACACUUUUAUCAACCGCCUCCAGAGCCCUGUCUUGUGGGAGGGAAGAGCGGUGAAGAGCCAGGUGGUCCCGAAGGCCUCAGCCAGCACUUCCACAUGCCCUCUGGGGUCCCUGCUUACAUGGAGCCCCCAGAACCUACAGUGUAUAUGGGCUCAGCAGUCAACCUGGAGGUGGACAGCUCCCAUGCUCCGUGGAGGUUCUUUAACCUGCCUCGUAAGAAAGACUCAGAGCUACCUGCCCUUUUAUUGCCCGGAGACAAGCUGAGGGACGAUGCGGCGUCUUCACUGGACAGUUUAGUGUCAGUCACAGAAGUGAUGUCUACAUCUAAACAUCCACUGAAGGUGUCAGACGAGCGGCUGCAGAUGUAUCGGGCUAGGAGAACUCAGUACCUGUCUGCUGCCAUCACUGAUGGAGACCACGAGCCAGAAGUGGACCCCUAUGCAUUUGAGGACGGGGACGUAAAGUUCACUUUCUCCAAGAAGGAUAAAGCUGGAGGAGAGCGAGAGCCAGGCAAGAAGCAUAAGGGUGAAGAUGGCGGAGCAGGUCUAUCUGAUGAUGCUCAGAAGGGGGCUGCUCACAACCGUGUGGCUCCUACAAGUCUUUUCCACGAGACAGAUCUGGUUGUGUCCAUCAAUGAUCUGGACAACCUCUUCAACUCAGAUGAAGAUGAUCAGGCUCCUCGUACCAGACGACCAGUGAAUGGAGCUGAUGAGAAAUUUGGGAGUAAGGAGUCUAAACCAUCUCUGGACCCUGUGUCAUGUAUAAGCUCUGCAGAUCUGCAUCAGAUGUUUCCCACACCUCCUUCACUGGAGCAGCACAUUAUGGGCUACUCUCCCAUGAACAUGUGCAGUAAAGACUAUGGCAGCAUGGAGACCACCCCGGGCAUGACCACCUUAGAUGGCCUCUCGUCUCUGGGAGGACACUUCAAGAUUGAGGUGGAGGAGAGCUUCUGCAGCCCUAAGCCAUCAGAGAUCAAGGACUACUCGUUUGUUUACAAGCCCGAGCUGUGCCAGGCCUUUGUGGGCUGCUCCAUGUUCGCUCCUCUGAAGACACUGCCCAGCCAAUGUUUACCUCCCAUCAAACUCCCCGACGAGUGUGUUUACAGACCCAGCUGGACCAUGGGCCGAGAGAUGCCCGUCAUGACUUUCAUCAACAAAGACAGCAAUAUCCCUAGUGUGGGUAGCCUAAUGGAACAGGACUACACUCCUCAGACACACACCCCUUUUAUGUCCAACAGCGCGCCCCCGAGUAACAGCGGUGCGGGAAUCCUGCCAUCACCAGCGACCCCACGCUUCUCCGCCCCCACCCCCAGAACGCCACGCACCCCUCGGACCCCCCGCGGAGGCCCCUCCAGUGUCCAGGGCUCGCUCAAAUACGAGAAUCCUGACCUGUACUCUCCCGCCUCCACCCCUUCCACCUGUCGACCUUUGAACUCAGUCGAACCAGCAACAGUGCCCCCUAUCCCUGAAGCCCACAGCCUCUACGUUACCCUCAUCCUCUCUGAGUCGGUUAUGAAUCUUUUCAAAGACUGUAACUUUGAUAGUUGCUGUAUUUGUGUCUGUAAUAUGAAUAUCAAAGGGGCGGAUGUAGGGGUUUAUUUGAGUGAUCCAGUCGGAGAAGCUCAGGAACAAUGCACUUGCGGAUUCAGCGCCAUAGUUAACCGGCGAUACGGCAACGAUUCUGGCCUUUUUCUGGAGGACGAGUUGGACAUCAUUGGACGGGGGUCUGAUGCUAGUCGAGAAGCAGAAAAACGGUUUGAGGAGGCACAGCUGUUGUCGCUGGAGGGGAGCAGCAUGGCGAGGGGAGAGCGCGUGCCGGAUGCGCUGGUUAGCCUGGUACAAGAACUAUGCACUAACCCUUUUUCACCCAUCUCAAUCCUGGAAGAUGACAUCGCCACACGGGGCUUAACCAGGACGCCUUGUCAGAGAGUGGAGGAGAGAGACUACCGCGGAGACUGUUACAUGGCCUUAGAACGCGGAAGGCAAUUUAUGGACAAUAUGUCAGGGGGCAAGGUGGAUGAGGCGCUAGUCAAGGGUACAUGUCUGCAUCAUUGGGCCAAGCAAAAUGUUGUAGAUGUGAAUUCGUUAUGCUCUCAGGAUGUACUGAGGGUACUGAUGUCGCUACAGCCUGUUCUUCAAGAUGCAAUUCAGAAGAAGAGGACGGUGCGGUCAUGGGGCGUUCAAGGCCCUCUCACCUGGCAACAGUUUCACAAGAUGGCUGGGAGAGGGUCCUAUGGCACUGACGAGUCCCCCGAGCCCCUGCCCAUCCCCACCUUCUUAGUGGGCUAUGAGUAUGACUUCGUGGUCCUGUCUCCAUUCUGCCUGCCCUACUGGGAGAAGCUGUUACUGGACCCUUUUGGUUCCCAGCGGGACAUCGGGUACCUGGUGGUCUGUCCUGACAAUGAGGCUCUGCUCAGUGGUGCCAAAAGCUUUUUCAGAGACCUCACUGCUGUUUAUGAGUCUUGCCGGCUGGGCCAGCACCGACCCAUUUCAAAAGGUUAUGCAGAUGGGAUUGUUGUCGUUGGUGGUACAGUAGCUAAGAAUCAUUCAGAGCAGCCAGUGAGCGACUGGUUUCUCAAAGCCGCCAGCAGCAACAGUGAUGCCUUCACCAAGCUUAAACUCUAUGCACAAGUGUGUCGCCAUGACCUUGCUCCAUACCUCGCUUCGCAGUCUUUGGAUGGGUCCCUCCUCACACAGCUCUCUCCUGCCUCAUCUGGUCAGGCACCCACACAACAGUCUAGCUCCUCCUCCUCCUCCGCUGGCCAGCAGGGCUCUAAUAACAACAACAACAGCAACAACAGUGCAUCAGGAAACAGUUCUGCGUCAUCAAACACCCAGAAUUCCUCAGGCCAGUCUGGCAGUGGCAUGGCGUCUGUCAAGCCAAGCUCCUAUCCCCCUUUUGGGAGCAUGGGUACUCAGGUCCAGGGAAGUGGUUCCCAGAGUGGACAGCUGGGACAGCAGGCUGGGGCUCAGAGUACUGGCCCCUCAGGCGAUAGCUCCAACAGCCAGACUCAGGCAUCCACUGAGCCUCCUGAAAGCACUUUGGAACGGGAAAAGGUCGGCAUUCCUACUGACGGGGAAUCCCACGGCAUUACAUAUCCGCCUGCCAUCGUGGUUUACAUCGUGGACCCUUUCAGUUAUGAGGAGGCUGACAGUGGAGCGGUGCCAGGACACUCCAAUGUCUGGACUCUGGGCUUGCUCCGCUGCUAUUUAGAAAUGCUUGACUUCCUGCCCCCUCACAUUCGCAAUGCUGUUUCUGUUCAGAUUGUGCCCUGUCAGUAUCUGCUACAGCCAGUCCAAAGUAAAGAUCGCCAUCUCUACGCCCAGCAUCUCAAGUCUUUGGCCUUCACCGUGUUUGCCCAGUGUAGACGACCACUGCCCACCUCCACUCAUGUCAAGUCUCUGACAGGUUUCGGCCCUGGUUUAGCCAUCGACACUGCCCUCAAGUCCUCGGAGAGACCAGAGUGUGUUCGCCUAUACACACCUCCCUUUAUCUUGGCCCCAGUAAAGGACAAGCAAACGGAGCUCGGGGAGACAUUCGGUGAAGCGUCGCAGAAGUAUAAUGUCCUGUUUGUGGGAUACUGUUUGUCACAUGACCAGCGCUGGCUCCUGGCGACAUGCACGGACCUGUACGGAGAACUCCUGGAGACCUGCAUCAUAAACAUCGAUGUGCCCAACAGGGCGCGGAGGAAAAAGGGGUCAGUGAGAAGAUUGGGUCUACAGAAGCUUUGGGACUGGUGUUUGGGGCUCGUGCAGAUGACGUCAGUGCCGUGGAGGGUUGUGAUUGGUCGAUUGGGCAGGAUAGGACACGGCGAGUUAAAAGACUGGAGCAUCCUGCUGAGUCGGAGAAACCUGCAGUUCUUAAGCCGACGAUUGAAAGAAAUGUGCCGAAUGUGUGGAAUCUCUGCCUCGGAUACUCCCAGCAUCCUCUCUGUGUGUCUUGUUGCUAUGGAGCCACAAGGAUCCUUUAUUAUCAUGCCAGACUCUGUGUCGACGGGCUCAGUGUUUGGCCGAAGCACCACUCUGAACAUGCAAACAUCUCAGCUCAGCACUCCCCAGGACACCUCCUGCACUCACAUCCUGGUCUUCCCCACCUCUGCCUCUGUCCAAGUGGCCAGCUCAAAUUACACCAACAUUGACCCCAACCUGGAUAUCCUCAAUGCCACCACUGAUGGAUCAGAUGCCAUUGGAAUCUUAGACUUGCUAGAAGAAGAAACAGCGUUGGUUGAUCCAGACAUCAUCAUUUCCCCAACCAACUCCCCAGUUCACUCCCCAGGGGGCUCGCAUUACCACCACGGGGGAGACGGUAGUAAGGGCCAAAGCACAGAUCGUAUGGAGUCGCACGAUGAGGUCCCCUUCCUCCUACAGCAGCCACUGGCCCUGGGCUAUUUCGUCUCCACAGCCAAAGCCGGACCACUACCUGACUGGUUCUGGUCAGCCUGUCCACAAGCUCAAAACCAAUGUCCACUCUUCCUCAAGGCCUCUUUGCACCUCCAUGUGUCUUCAGUGCAAUCAGAUGAACUACUACACAGCAAACAUACACAUCCCCUGGACUCAAAUCAGACCUCAGAUGUACUAAGAUUUGUUCUGGAGCAGUACAACGCCCUCUCCUGGCUGACAUGUGAUCCAGCAACGCAGGAUCGGCGUUCGUGUCUCCCCAUUCACUUUGUGGUGCUCAAUCAGAUGUACAACUUCAUGAUGAACAUGUUAUAACCAGGAGCCUGUUACACUCGAGAUAAAGGAUGCAGAGUGGCACCAGCACAACAGUUUCCAAAGACGGAUGAAAGAGGCAGCUGCUGUGGAGGUGGUCCUGAGGAACUAGGGAAAGAAGGGAACCAAGUUCAAGAGAAUCCGAGGAAGUGUCAUGGCGGCGCUGUCACUGGCCAGUUUGUACUGGGAGUAAAUAUCAGUAAUUGUAAAGAAAUUCAAAGAAAAGGGACAUUUUAUCAUGGAACAACUCAAGAAAGGAUUAUGAAUUUUAAGACCUUGAAUUGCUUUUAUUCCUUUGGAUAGAAUAGUAUCCAAAUGAAAUGCCUGCAUCUUAUCUUAUUUAUUGUAAGUUUUUAAAUGUAUAAUUUGUGUUAUUUCUGAACAUUUUAUAAAAUAGGGAAGGUUUAUAUUACCUUCCUGCUUUAAAGCAAUUGGUCUAAGAUAUACAUAAUUGUCUUAAUUAAAAACUACAGUGGAAAAAAGCAUAAAAAUUGAACAAAGUUCCGGUAGGUUGCUUUUAGAGUAUUAUUUUUGUAAUGAGACAAAGUAUUUGUAUUGUCAAAAUGUACAGAAGAGUUAAAGGAGAAUUAUGUUUCAUGCCAUGGAGCAUGAAGGACUUGCAGCAAAGCUGUAGCUACAAAGGACUUGUACAGCAAUGAACUUCACUGUGUUCAAAUAAAGAGGUACAUUGUUGUCUAUAGUAUUUUAUACAACACAUUUAGACACAAAACCAAACGGCAAUAUAUAAAUAUAUAAAAAUUAUAUAAAUAAUUAUAUGAAAGCCAUACCAACUGUUGAUGGUUUGGCCUCUGUUUUAGGAAUAAAGUGCAUCAACUUAA
Molecule: messenger RNA, 7818 nt
Organism: Periophthalmus magnuspinnatus
Lineage: Eukaryota; Metazoa; Chordata; Actinopteri; Gobiiformes; Gobiidae
Gene: med13a
Product: mediator complex subunit 13a
Exons: 30
Coding region: 572-6982 (2136 amino acids)
Biological process (GO): regulation of transcription by RNA polymerase II
Cellular component (GO): mediator complex
Molecular function (GO): transcription coregulator activity
Source: RefSeq, a predicted model, not a curated record